UGAGCAGCGCUCUCUCUGUCGCGACAGCCGCUGCGGGGAGCGCCGUCGGUAUCGCCCCGUGGGCGCCCCGGGCUCAGCCCUCGGGGUAACGGGAGGGUCCGGAGAGGGUGUUCCGGGGGGGGGGUCCCCGCCUUGAUGGGGCCCCCGGCGCGCUCCCGGCUCAGGCGCGCUCCCGGGGGAGGCGGGGGGCGGCGGCGCUCACGGGCGCGGGCGCGGACACGCGCGGGGGCUGCGCGCUCUGCCCCGCGCUCGGUCGCUCCCCGCUCCGCUCCGCUCCCUUCCCCUCCCCGCCGGUGCCGCCGCCGGGAUCGUUGUCCCGCCCCCCCGCCGGCCGCCGGUAUGAAGACGGAAGAGGCUCCGUCCUGCCUGCAGCAGGCGACGCCGGUCCUGGGCUUCGGCUCCGACUCCAAGAUGCGGGAGGUGUGCGCCGGCUGCGACACCCCCAUCUCCGACCGGUUCCUCCUGCGAGUCAACGAGCGCUCGUGGCACGAGGGCUGCGUGAAGUGCGCCGUGUGCCUGCAGCCGCUGGCCGGGACCUGCUACUGCCGCAACCGGCAGCUCUACUGCAAACACGACUAUGAGAAGCUGUUCCAGACCAAGUGCAGCAGCUGCUUGAAGGCCAUCGCCCCCUCCGAGCUCAUCAUGCGGGUGCUGGAGAACGUCUACCACGUCCACUGCUUCUACUGCUGCGAGUGCGAGCGGCGCCUGCAACGAGGGGACGAGUUUGUGCUCAAGGAGGGGCAGCUGCUCUGCCGCAGCGACUACGAGAAGGAGAAGGAGAUGCUGAGCGCCAUCAGCCCGGCGCCCACCGAGUCCGUGAAAAGCGAGGACGAAGACGGCGGCCACUCGCACGGCAAAGGCGGCGAGGAGACCAAAGACCACAAGCGCUCCAAGCGCCCGCGCACCAUCCUGACCACGCAGCAGCGGCGGGCGUUCAAGGCCUCCUUCGAGGUCUCCUCAAAGCCCUGCAGGAAGGUAAGAGAGACCCUGGCGGCCGAGACGGGCUUGACGGUGCGGGUGGUGCAGGUCUGGUUCCAGAACCAAAGAGCCAAGAUGAAGAAGAUCGCGCGCAGGCAGCAGCAGCAGCAGCAGCAGCAGGAGCAGGAGCAGCUGGGGAACCCUCGCCUGGGGACGGGGAGAGGGACCGGCCGCAGCAGCCGGCAGAGCAACGACGACAGCGAGGACGGUGCAAGUGUCCACGGCCUGGAUGGGCUCAUGGUUCCCUACCCCAGGAUCCCCCAGCAACAGCUUCUGCCCCUGGACCAGAACGGCUACAGCACCGAUUUGUACCGACAAGGGCUGACGCCACCCCAGCUGCCCGGGGACCACCUGCACCCCUACGACUCGGAAGGCGUUUUUCACGACAUGGACAGCGACGGCAUCGGCCACCUUGGAGACUGCCUGCUGUCCACGGCCGACGCCAACCUGCUGCAGGCUCGCGUGGGCAACCCCAUCGACCGACUCUACUCCAUGCAGAGCUCCUACUUCACCUCCUGACCAUGGACAAGCUCCCAGCUCUUCACGAGGAACUCGGGGGGAUGCUGCUCCGAAUUCACGAGGAGGAGGGAACAGAAACAGGACUGAGACCUUCACAGACAUUCCUUGAGCACAAUGGAGGAGGCAAUGCAGCUAUGGAGACCUUUCGCAGCCUGAAGGACUUCGGAUCGCCUCUCUCCUCUUUUCCUAGCCACGAGUAGAUCGAUGGUAUAAUGUUUAGCUGUAACUUUAGCAGUUUGUGCAGUGUUUAAGCUUUUGAGCGUUCUGUCCUGCCAACAAAGCCUGGCCCAGCUAAGCAGAGCUCCCCCUGGCCGUAGGAGGUGCCCUUCCCACAAAAACCCGGGUUAUUUAAGCCUGGCUUACGGCCGAGCUGCUCGCUGUGCUGGUUUGCCUUGGUUCCCCAUCCAGCUGCAGAUUUGGUGGGACCAGGUUCAUUUUCAACAGCAAAAUCCAAGCUCCUGAGGCAUCUCUCAGGGUCGCCGCUGCUGCUUCGGAGAUUUGCUACGGAUCGGUCGGCCCAGGACGGUUUUUGAGCGUUUGACGUAGUUUGGCCGCUGAUCGAAAUGAUGAUGCUGGGGCAGCCGCUUCGAGAAAUGACAGAAUAUUUAUCCUCUGCCCAAACAGACAAAUUCCAGACCAAGCUGCUGCAGCUGUGUGGUCACCCACCCCUAAGAACCGAACCAGAAAACCCCCUCGAGCCGUGUGUUACUUUUAGAGCCUCUUGCACUAGAGACGCUCUCAGUUUAGAUUAAAUUUUAAGAGAAUGUUACAGUGAACUAUGUGCAAAUUGAUGUUGCUCCCAACGACCAGAGCCGCCUUCACCCCCUGCAGCCCCCUCUUUCUUCUUUGUGAUCUAGUGCUGUGAUGUGCCGAUGGUUCUUUUCUUUGCAUGUACGUUUGAAAAUAAAAGGCAAAGCAGAAACGACAGCGAGGCGGAAAGCUGCGGGUUGCGUGCACGAGCGCUCGGCCGGCUCCCGCGUCGGCCCGCGCUUCUCGCCUUUCCCAGGAACGGUUGAUCCUGGAGCAAAGGACAACUGGUGCUGUUUGUCCGUCACAGGCGGCAAACCCAACAGCCGGAGCCACACGGGGUUGCAGAAGGAACUACAACCCCAAAUAACAAACAUUAUGGGGAGCUGCGCUAGACCCGGAGCUGCUGAGGCGGAGGAGUCUGAUGCGACACAAACUCAAGAGCCAGGGGUGAAAUUCACACCCCGCAACCGAGGAAAAACAAUCUCCGCUUGUUAAAUUGCAGCUCAUUUCCAAUUUGAAGGCCGGAUUCUGCCUCAAAUGAGCAGGAAGGUGGACACCGAGCGCCACCGCUGACGCUGCCACAGCCCGAACUUUGCCACGCGAGUCCCACCGAACGCCAGAGCUGCUUUUAGCACCCAGAGCCAGUUAGCGGAGCCCGGUGAGCGCAGGGGAAGCUGCUCCCAAUGGGAAUUCAGCCUCACGGCCGUCGUGGAGCUCAGGGAACGUGAAUAUUCGAGAGGAAAGAGCGGGAAGAGCCGGGGCGCCGCAGCGGAGCGAGGAACAGAACCACACGCGCCUCGGGCAACACCCGCACGCUCGGGCUUCUCUCAGAGUCAGAACAAUCGCUCCCCUCGAGCGGGACACGAUCUGGGGGGAGUUUGGGAACGCUGUUUCUCUGCAAACAGGAGAAUAAAGGUGAAUCAGAACCCCGGCGAGGUGACGGGGAUAAGAACUCUGCCCACAGCGUUUCCCCCGUGGCUCAAAAGAUCAACUGGAUACCAGCCAAGGAAAGCAAACGUGUGCGAGAGGGGAAUGUGGGUCCGCCAGCAGCACUAAAUCUCUCCCCGUGGCUGCGGACACCAAAGGAACACGCUGAUUUAUGGUUCCUUUAAGCGAGAGAAGCAGAGUGUAAAACGAGAAUAUUUUCUGGAUGAAAAAUUAAAGAGGUGUUUGUGUUCGUUCCUCGUUCUAACAGCGACAGGGUGGCGUUUGCCUUAGAGGUUGGAAAGUUCCACUCGAAAGGAGAAGCGACAUCAACGGGAGUUAAAGCAACAGGCUGAAAAAAGCCCCGUUGCGCUUCACUUCUCAUUCAUUCUACAUGGAGGAAAAACAAAGCAGAGAAUUAAUUGACCUAACGAUCCUUGGUUUUCUCUUAGUUAAGGACCCCCGAACUCCUUGCAUGUGUUAAUUAAUUGUCCCUCGUUCCCCACCAGCCCAGGUGUUAUUGAUGAGAAACCAGAGACACAGGACACGGUACAAUUGGCUCCCAGGGCCACACGGAUAAACGGUGGGUGAGUUCAACCAGAAAACACCCGACACCCAGUUUACUUAACGGCAAAACGCACAUUGGACCCAAAACCAGAGCGGAGAAGAGUUAGAAGUGGAGAACACAGAGCUGGGAGAUGGAAACCAAGCAGAGCAUCUUCAUGCAUUGCUUCCAUGAGUUUGUCCUUCUCAAAUGAGGGAUAAGAAAUGAAGAGAACGCUUCUCGAGUUCCUAAUUUGUUUCAUUACCCGGUUUACACCUUGUGAAAGACACCGGAGCAGCCGACGCUCCUUUUAGCUUUAAUUGCUGACCUCGUUUCCAGCAACAGGCCGACGGUGGAGGCGGGAAUCACGGUUUCCCCCACGGAUCAGGAGUGAAAGAUGCACAUUCUUUAUUCGUAUUUUCUCAGCGUUUCCCGAUCGCAGAUGGAAACGGGACGAAGCAGCUUCUUCCCCCUCUCCGCAGCACCAAGUGAUGAAAACCCAGGAGAAUUUGGCUCACGGGUGACACCAGCAGCUCGGCGGUUAAUAAUGUGUUAAAGCAAGAAGUAAUAGAGCGGCUCAGGCUCCGGAGGAGGCAGAACUGGGCUUAGGAGGGGGCCCAGCGCACCUUCAACAUAAUGAAAAACGGCUUUGCUGCUGCCAGGCUGACAUUUCAAUACAAUGUCAACAACACGGAAAGCACCUUCGCUCUCUACAUCCUUAAUAGAGCCGUUCGCAGCGCGGGCGUUCGCCACUAACGGGGCGCUGCUGCCCAAAGACUCCCUAAAAACCUAUUUCUCCUCCUUUUCUGGUAGCGCUCGCCCUCUCCCUACAUUCAUUUUCACCUUUUUCCUCCCAAAUGUCUGCCUUUGCAUUUCAAACGCACAUUAUUUGAUAAAAGGAGUUUAUACAA
Molecule: messenger RNA, 4626 nt
Organism: Columba livia (rock pigeon)
Lineage: Eukaryota; Metazoa; Chordata; Aves; Columbiformes; Columbidae
Product: LIM homeobox transcription factor 1-alpha-like
Exons: 9
Coding region: 136-1497 (453 amino acids)
Biological process (GO): regulation of transcription by RNA polymerase II; neuron differentiation
Cellular component (GO): nucleus
Molecular function (GO): DNA-binding transcription factor activity, RNA polymerase II-specific; RNA polymerase II transcription regulatory region sequence-specific DNA binding
Source: RefSeq, a predicted model, not a curated record